CCAAAUUUGGGGGACACCCCCACCCGCCUGGCGCUGAGGCUGCGCGAAGGACAGCCAGACGACCACAUCGAGGCCUCGUUCCUCGACCUGGCGGCCCCGCAGUGCUGGCUCCUACUGCGGCCCGCUGCCUUCGCGGUUAUUUAGGACUGUGCGGUCAGGCUGGGGACGCAGGGCCAAGGACCGGGGACCGCCGCCUCUUCCCGGCGUGAUUGUAGUCCCCCGCCCCAGGCCGCCAGCCCGAAGGGACGCGGCCACGGCUCCCGGGGUCGCCUCAGGCUGCUGGAGGUCCGCCGCCCCGCCCGACUUCUCGCGAGUUUUCGCCGCGCUCCCCCCGGGCCCCCGCCCGCUCGGCUGCCCGCGGCUCUGCUAUGGCUGCUCUGCGGAGGUUCCUGUGGCCGCCACUCCGGCUGCCGCCCACGCUCUCCCCUCACCAGCCCUUUCUCGGGCCUUGGGGGCGGCCUGCGUGGACCGCCCUUCCUGGCCAGCCCUUCUCUUGCAGGGAAGACGAGGAGGGGGCGGUUGCGGAGGCGGCUUGGCGGCGGCGGCGGCGGCGCUGGGGAGAGCUGAGCAUCGCGGCAGCAGCCGGCGGGGGUCUGGUCGGCCUCGUGUGCUACCGGAUAUACGGGGACCCCAGGGCUGAGCCCGGCCGACCCUCCGAGAGCGCGCCCGCAGAGCCCGAGGACCAGCCCCACGGCCUGGGGCUGCUACCCAUUCCGGUCGCUGCUGCCAAGGAGACGGUUGCUGUUGGCAGAACAGAUAUUGAAGACUUAAACCUCUAUGCUACCUCUCGGGAGAGGCGAUUUCGUUUAUUUGCUUCUAUAGAAUGUGAAGGGCAGUUAUUCAUGACUCCAUAUGAUUUUAUUUUGGCUGUUACAACAGAUGAGCCCAAAUUUGCUAAAACGUGGAAGUCACUUUCUAAACAGGAAUUAAAUCAGAUGCUCUCAGAAACACCACCAGUUUGGAAGGGAUCAUCGAAGCUAUUUCGAAAUCUUAAAGAAAGAGGUGUGAUUUCUUAUACAGAAUAUCUUUUUCUUUUAUGUAUUUUAACAAAGCCACAUGCAGGUUUUAGAAUAGCUUUCAACAUGUUUGACACUGAUGGCAAUGAGAUGGUGGAUAAAAAGGAGUUUUUGGUGCUUCAAGAGAUAUUCAGGAAAAAAAAUGAAAAGAGAGAAACUAAAGGAGAUGAAGAAAAACGUGCAAUGCUGCGUCUUCAACUUUAUGGAUACCAUUCUCCUCCUAAUAGUGUACUUAAAACAGAAGCUGAGGAACUUGUCUCUAGGAGCUACUGGGACACACUGAGACGUAACACAAGCCAAGCACUCUUUUCAGACCUCGCAGAGCAUGCUGAUGACAUCACAAGUUUAGUAGCAGAUACUACACUUCUUGUCCACUUUUUUGGAAAGAAAGGAAAAGCUGAACUCAACUUUGAAGACUUUUAUAGAUUCAUGGAUAACCUCCAAACAGAAGUUCUAGAAAUAGAAUUUCUUUCUUACUCUAAUGGAAUGAAUACUAUCAGUGAGGAAGAUUUUGCUCAUAUUCUUUUACGAUAUACAAAUGUGGAAAAUACAUCGGUAUUUUUGGAAAAUGUGCAUUACAGUAUACCUGAAGAGAAGGGCAUCACAUUUGAUGAAUUCAGAUCGUUUUUCCAGUUUCUGAACAACCUAGAAGACUUUGCAAUAGCCCUAAACAUGUAUAACUUUGCAAGCCGUUCUAUAGGACAAGAUGAAUUUAAACGUGCUGUCUACGUAGCUACUGGACUUAAACUUUCACCUCAUUUAGUGAAUACUGUCUUCAAGAUUUUUGACGUUGACAAAGAUGACCAGUUAAGUUAUAAAGAAUUUAUUGGAAUUAUGAAAGACAGACUUCAUAGAGGAUUCCGGGGUUAUAAGACAGUCCAAAAGUAUCCUACUUUCAAAUCUUGCCUGAAAAAAGAACUUCAUAGCAGAUAAAUCCUAAACCAAACUUUAAAGAACUAUUAUCUGACAAACACAGAAGCAAAAAUUUCUGAAUGGAAGCAAGUCUGAGAUCAGAACAUGUAAAAAAUGAAAGAAAAGAUGAAAUUUCUAUUUUUCUUGAAUGGAAUUCUUAAAUGCAUAAAAUGCUUCUUCUAUCUUUGUUAUAUUAAUCAGGUUGAGCUUUUGCCUUGAUUUACCGAACUCUGCACUUUUUCAUUCCUUUCAGAAGUAUAAAGACACUUCCAGUGACUAUAUAAUAAUGUAUUUUAAAUAUUUCUAUUUAUUUAUUUAUUAAAACUUUGCCUCAUUUCACAGUACUUUAUGGCUCAUAGAAUGUAGAUCACCUAAAAAUGGACAACACAUUUUCUCUUGUUUUGGACUGUGAACUUAAUUUGGAAAAUGAAUAUUGCUUUUAUUUAUCUUAGGGCCCUUAGAAUUGUUAGUAAAUCCCUAUUGUUUGCCAGGUUUUUAAGUAUAUUGAAACGAUUUUUGGCAAAUAAGUAGAAAUUAAGGUACUAAAUAACAUGAUGAUGGUUUACAUUGUACUUUUAACUUUUAAAAGUAUGUAAGUAACAUAUAUUGCUUGACUUGUGAAAAGUUUCUUGCUAUUCAUACACCAAAGUGAACAGAAUGUCUAGUAUCUUUUAUGUAUAGUAUAAUAAACUUAAAAUAUGGAGUUCUUUCUCAACAAAAUGUCAUAUAUUGAUAAUUAGAAGUAGAGUCACUUGUAAUAAACAAUAUCAUUAUUGUUUUAAACAUGAUGCUGCUCCUGAUUGUAGGUGAUAUAUGUAAUGCUAGUAAAAAUAAUAUUCUACACUCUGUAACUUAUUCCAUAUUGUUAAUGUAUGUCUGUGGUACCAAAAUGAGUGUUAUAACUUAAUAAUCAAAAAUAGUUUAAAAGACUAAUGUAUAAAGGCAAAAGCUAAUUUUUUGUUUCUUGCCAAAGGACCACAUGCAAAAGUGAUACCAGUAAUAAUGAAUAAUUUAAAUAUAAUUUGCUAUUUCAAAAACAAUAUGUCUUAAAAGGGAAAAUAAAAUCUUUCUAUUGAAAAAUCACAAAAUUAGGUUUUCAAAUGGAGAAAUAAUUUGAUAGUAUUUAGUAGAAAUCUGUUUAAAGACAUGUAGUUUAUAUAAAGAUAUUAUACAAAAGUAGUGCAAUGAAUUUAAGUUUAUAUUGCAUGAGGAAUAUAGUUCAUUUAUCUUCUUUUCUAAGACAUAUUUAAUGAAAUUACAUACACUCCAAUUAUUAUAUUGCUUUUGCAUAGAAAAAUAGGAAACACUGAGUUUGUUUUUAUGUUAAUAAAUGUGAAAUUGAUUUGCAUCAUCUUUUUUAUAGAAGUAAUGUUAUUUCCAAGAAAAUGUUAUGAGCAUUGAUUUUUUGUUUAUUACUUUUUACACUCUUUAUCUGAAUUAUUUAUUUCACAUAGAAAUGUAGUAUAAUACACAUAGUAUAAUAAUUUAAGUUCACCCACUUUGAAGAUUCAGUCAGUUCAUUGAGUAGAGAUGCUUAUUUAUUUGUCACAUCCAGCUCUAUUGUACUUUACAUUGAGUGUUCUCCAUAUUAUUUUAUAUCUAAAAUAAUUGAAAAAUGCAGUUUGGUCUUGAACUAUAAGUUAAAUUAUCUUUAAUACAUGGAGUGUAUCUUAUAAAUACAGAUUAAAAAUUGAAUUAGCUCAUGAAAACCCUUUAGAAUUCCAUCAUUCUCCCAAGGAAAAAUACCCUCCAACAUACAUAAUCACUGGUUUUUAUUACUUAUCAGUGUGGGUGGAUUUGUAUACAAGAAUGCAACAUAAUAUAAUAAUGGGAAUAAAUAAAAUAUUCUGAUCAGUUAAAUGGAAAGAGAAUAAUAAAUUACAGUGAUUCCUUUUAUAAUACCCCUCCUGAAAUUUAUCACCUAUAAAAUAGAAGUUAAAAUAUCUCACUGGAUUGUUGAUUACAUCAAUUGAAAUAUUUUUAAAUUCUUUUGAAAAUAAUGUGCUAAAUACGUGUCUGCUGUUAAUUUUGGUAUUUCCUUUUACAAACUAUUCUUUUUUUUUUUUUGGUACCAGGGAUUGAACUCGGGUCCUUGGGCUUGCGAGGCAGGUGGCAGAACCACUGAGCUAAAUCCCCGUCCCCAGACUAUUCUUGACAAGGAUUAAGCUAAUCACAAAAUAUUAGUAUUAUGCUUUCUAGAGAAAGCCUAUGUGCUAAGUGGUUUAUGGUACUUCUCAGAUUCAUUUCCCAACAAGAAAUUAUUUAACUGAAAUUCCAAUUAAUUGUUCUUAUAAAUUAUAAUUGUAAAGCAACCUAUCUUACAUUUUUAUAUUAUUUUAAAAUAAAUAUACCUGCCCUUGAAUCAUAAAA
Molecule: messenger RNA, 4298 nt
Organism: Heterocephalus glaber (naked mole-rat)
Lineage: Eukaryota; Metazoa; Chordata; Mammalia; Rodentia; Bathyergidae
Gene: Micu3
Product: mitochondrial calcium uptake 3
Biological process (GO): mitochondrial calcium ion homeostasis; calcium import into the mitochondrion
Cellular component (GO): uniplex complex
Molecular function (GO): calcium ion binding
Source: RefSeq, a predicted model, not a curated record